This is a messenger RNA of Phlebotomus papatasi, 1800 nucleotides long. It is a transcript of the gene DZIP1, whose product is annotated as cilium assembly protein DZIP1L. The record is from RefSeq and is a predicted model, not a curated record. The transcript has 2 exons. Gene Ontology annotation, biological process: cilium assembly. Gene Ontology annotation, cellular component: ciliary basal body; cytoplasm. Bases 1 to 1800 code for a protein of 599 amino acids. NCBI's taxonomy places the organism in Eukaryota, Metazoa, Arthropoda, Insecta, Diptera, Psychodidae.
AUGAAUAAUUCUUUGUAUAAGUGGAACCACAAUUUUCCUCAAAUUGCUCGGGAGUAUGGAUUGAGACUUUCUGAAGUGGAAACAGGAAUUCUGGAUUGGCGCUUAAUAGGAACUUAUGAUGUAGAUCGACUUAUACAUGAUAAUGAUUUUGAGAGAUUGGAAGCGGUUAUUCCUCAUCUCUGUGAAGCUCCCAUGAGGACAGUGCUCAAUAGUUCUAUCUUAGAUUCAGGGAUAUCCAAGUACUUCUGCUUAGCUCAAUUGGGUUUGCAGUAUUUAUCAUUUUGCAAAGACUUUCUCGAUAAGACUGUAACAUCUUUGAGGAAAAAUGUCUACAAUUGCGAAAAGGAAAAGCACAAAUUGCUAAAAACCUACAAAAGGCAGAAUGAGGAAUUGCUGAGAAUGCACAAAAGGAUUCAGAGAAAUGAAAUAAGUGAAAAAGAUAGUUCAAUUUAUUCUUGUUCAAAAUGCACAAAGAACUUUAUCACUUCGGAUUUAUUGGAUAAGCACUUGGAGAGGAAACAUCCACAGUGUCUGCACGAUAUCAAUAGUGACAAAAACCUCGUAGCUAAUGUAAAAUUGGAAUUGGAAAUUAAGCAACUGAAACAAAAACUAAAUGAUGCAGAAAAGGAGUUACAGGAACAUUGCAAAGAGUCACAGAAGAAAGCUUCUUACGCCUCAAUGGGCAUUCAGACAAACUUCGAGGAAGAAAAGGAUAAAGAUGAAAGCAAUAGCGAGAUACAGUCCCAUCGUCAAUUAAUCCUGGAUUCUCAGUAUCAAUUGGCAGAUUUACUCAAAGCUCAAUUGAAUGCAAUGGACGAAUGGAAGACCACUGAGAAGCAAAGAUACCAAAAGGAGAGUCAGGAUAUCAAGUACACCUUACAGGAAGCACUUAAUUUAAUGUCUCAGAAGAAAUGUGUAGUUCUCAAUAGGACAAAAUUAGAUUUAUUUUCUGUUCCUGCAGGGAAUCAAUCAAAUAAUGAAAUUAACGAACAAUUAGUCAACGAUUGGAAGAAGAAAUACAAUGACUUGGAAUCGUAUUACAAAGAUAGCAAUGAUAAACUUAAACAUCUCCUAGAUGAUCUAGAUAAACAAAAUAAAGAAAAAGCUCUUCUUAUAGCAAAUCUUAAGAAAAAACCAAAGAUGAAAGAUUUCACAAUUCAAGUUGAUAUAAAAACCCAGAAAGAUUUAGUUUCAAAAGACAUCACCCCAAUCCCAGAAGAAUUACCUGAAGAUUUGACGCAGUUUUCAAUAGAAUCCCCAAAGAGUAGUACAAGUGGUACAAGUAAUUUAAUAAAAUUAAUAAAAAGGAAGGGUUUUCUGGAUGAUACUGAAAGUGAAGACGAAAUUGUAACACCUUUACCACAGCCGAAGGCUAUUACUAAAGAACUACCUAAAGCUGUUGCAGUUAAUAAAAUUGAGAACGUUUUCCGUAGCGCAGGCAUUAAACCUAAUCAGAAAACCCUGUCUUCAGAUGAUUUCAAAAAGAUAAAAACUUCCAUUGCACGGGAUAGAAAUAGUAAAAUUAGUAAAUUUCACAAUUUCCUAAGUGUAAGAAAUAGAAUAGUAAGACGUCUUGAAGAUUUAGUAGAUAUAAGAUUGGAUUCUAAAUUCCAGGAAACAAGUCGUUUAGAAAAGAAAUCAAGCAUACCUAUUUUAAAAUUGGAUUAUGAGGGUAAAACGGGUAAAACCGAAAGUCGAAAGAAUUCGUAUUUGCAAGUUCCCCAGAAGAAAGUUAACUUUGAAGAGGGGAACUUUACAGGAAGAAGAAAGAAGUUGUAUCAGUCGAGUGAUUCUGAAUAA